Molecule: messenger RNA, 7401 nt
Organism: Rhipicephalus microplus (southern cattle tick)
Lineage: Eukaryota; Metazoa; Arthropoda; Arachnida; Ixodida; Ixodidae
Source: RefSeq, a predicted model, not a curated record
UUGGCAGCGUCUGUGGUGGUGUGUGUUUCUGUCUCACCGCUGAGGACCUCGCGUUCCGCCGUGUCUGGAGCGCAGAAGAAAAGCGACCGAGAGAGAAGACGCGGCGAGAAGAGAAGGCCGGGCGAGCGUGCCGCGCAUGUCGAAGAAGACGUGCUUUCCCCGGAACGUCCCAGCUUUCGAAAGCCCCGAAGGCAAGACGUCAGUACCGGUAAUUGGCGCAGGACCGUUCGAAAGCGGCAGCAUCUGGUGUGACUCCUGUUGUUGCCCGCCGCACAGAAACGUGGUUGUCUCGGCAGCGUCACUACCGCCCUGUGUGCGCGGCUGCGCGGUCGUCGUCUCUAGUGUGGUCGCAGCGUUGACCGUUCCAACGCUGCUGUGAUACGUAGCCGUGCUGUGGUUUCGUCCUCACGGUCCAAGGUUCGUUGCUGUGCUGAAGCCAGUGAACGCCCGGGAGCGGCGUGAGCCUAGGCUGUCCGCGCGAAAGUGGACGACGAAGACGUCUGACAGACGCGGCCCGCUCGUGACAAGAUGCGUGCGGUGCCAAGCUUACACUCACUAGGACACAGGCGACUCUGCAAGUCUUUGGUGAUGACGUCGCGCUGCUGCGACGCUCCUGCAGUGUGGCACUGACCACAGUUGGUCUGCGAUGAUUCUGUUAUUCGCGGCGCUGCUCUUCGCGGUGCCGCCGCCUAUUGGCCUGGCGCCUACGGGCUCCAAGCCACCUGGCGUGCUCUGGUACGGCUACAGUGUUCGGACUGGUGCUGCUGACAUACGAGUGGAUGACGUGGCCCAAGUGGCGCCUCCGAACAGCAGGACCACGCGCUACACCAGUGCCAUCGCUCAUGGCGGUGCCCUUUCUCGGGUGGACGUCGCACUGGGAACUCCUCACGGUAGCGUUGUCUACUACAACGACAAUCCUCCCGCCGAUGUGGCGGCGAGAUUAUUCAGCCCGAACUAUCCCGGCGGUGUACCACCGCUUGUGCCAUUUCCACAAGGCUACGUGCAGUCGUUCGGCCCGGACGGUCCACCGGUGCCGACGCAGCGUUUCAUCGGCCAAGUGGACCACUCUGAGCGGCCACUCCCAAUCUCUAGUCUCGGACCCCGGAUUGGUGCUCGUGCCCUGCCCUCAGUCCCACUCGUUGCACAGGGUGCAGAGGAUAGACCGCCGCAUCAGCCACCGUUCUCAGCCAUUGUGAGAUCGCGACCCGUGCUGUCCCAACCGGUGGGACCAGUUGUUCAGUCGCACUCCCCGCUGCAUUCACCACACCAGAAUCAGCCUCAGUUCACCACAAAUAAAGCUGCUGUCAUCACGUUAGUCGUUACACCUGGCUCCUCGCCUGCACUUGGGACAACUCAGGGAGUGGAAGCGGCUGAGGUGAUCAACGCACGCCUGAGACAACCUCAGUUGCAUGCGCCUUUCCGACUGCUGAGCAGGAAAUCCCAAGUUCUGUCUCAUCAGACGAACGUGAGAUAGAAUCCAGUGGCAAAUUACCAGAAAGCGACGUUCAGGAUUCUGGAGUAAACUACGAAGAAGAACAAAAUCGUUAAGCAUCUCAGAGGAAAUCACGACCGAUUGUCAUCCACCGUUGCGUCCGUUGGCUUACAGACAUCUCAGAGUCAAGACACGUCUUCCGUGGUAAAGAAUCAAAUCAAGACCCCCGUCGUUCUGAACAACGGCAGGGGUCAGUAUGAUUUUCGUGGCUAUGAACAGUUCGAAGGUCAACCCGGCGCCGAGGAGACCCCAGAGGCGCCGGAAGAUUCGCGUACGAGUAAAAAAUACCGACACAACUUCCGGGUAUCCUAGCGGCGAGUCUGCGGACGGAACAAACGCAGCCGCAAAGAAGUGGGGCGCGUCGUGGAUCGCGACGACCGUCGCUUACAAAGAGAAUCACUUUGUCAAGAACGCGCCGGCCUGCCCGAGGCGGAGUGCCUACUGACAAGGGCUACGAAGUUGACAGGGACCAGCACUCUCGAGAACCAGCUACGACGAGUGCAGCCAUUCCGACGUGCAGCCGCCGGGGACAAUCAGUAAAUUCGAAGGCGUACAUAGGUCCAGCAUUUAAGGAAGCUCAACGGAACAGUCGUGUUCGAGUGAACAAAGUAAAGCCAGUAAAAAGCAGGUUCAUUUGCCGCCCAUCGAUUCGUUCGAUGAGGAGUACGACCAUGAUUACGAGCAUGCAGCUGGUCAGCGAGCAUCAAAUAUAUCGCUUACGCAGCACACUAAUGAUAGGUCACUACUUCGCUCCUUCAUUCCGAAAAUGGAAGCUAAAUCGCCCUUUUCCACUAGGCCAAAUUACCAAAAGCCCAGUGAAAAGGACUCAGUCACUGCGGCUCCCAGUAGCUCUAAAGAGAAAAACGAUUGGAGCAAGAAGGCUGACAAUAGCUCUGAAAUAAAAAUCGGCAAUUCGGGAACGGAUGGGAACGUAAAACAAGAGGUGGACAUUGAAGCUGAAGCAGAUAAGCAGAAAUCUAGGGUUCUCAGCAUUGCCUUAGGUGAGCCAGCAACAGUUGUAGGUGUCAAUCACGAACAAAAAUGUUCCAAGGACCUCCUUGAUUUCUGAGAAAAACGGAACGGUCACGUCAUCAGGUCCCGAUAAACCAGCGCGAGUUUUGAACAUAUACUUGAAUUCUGUAGUGAAGCCAAGCGUACAGCUGCGCGACGCGAACGAUGCUCCGACCACAACAGUAGCGCCAGUUAAUGUGCGAGAUGAUAAUUUGUUAAAUAAAGAAAGUCUUCUUGGUCCAUCUGAUUUGGUUUUGCGGCCACAGUUUAAUUCUUCUGUUCAAAAAGCUAAAAAUUUGCUUGCCACAUUUACGAGGAGCCAGAAAGAACAAAACAAAGUUAAUCAAACAUCCCGUAAUCUAGUUUACUCUGGCUCAACGCCAAGUACUAAAACAUCUGCGGUGAGAAGUGUGAAAAAGGAUCAGUCAGAAAACAAACAAAGUCAAGCUACUCAAAAUGAAAUGGUUGUGUUCCCAUCUAUGACUCGAGUGCCAUCUAAGACACUGCGAUUGAUUACGGUCAAAAAGACGCCCAUCAUAAAGACAGAAACCAUCUCUUCAUCAGUGGCAGCGUCUCCAGUAUUGGCAUCUGCUUGUUGCUCAUCUCUGAAGGCAAGUUUUUCUGUGACAGGCUUCACAACGCACAAUAUUGAAGCGCUUUCACCAACGCAAUCACCAAAACAAGAAGUGCCUCCGGUCGAGUUGACCGCGCUCACUAUGAAGGCACCUCCAACAUCGCAAAGUUUCAAUAUAUUAUCCUCUUUUAGUAGUGCUCCUAGCCGAGAUUCUACUUGGUCGGUCAUUGAUGACAUCGAUAAAUCAAAGUCGGGAUCUGAAGCAUCGUCUCUAUACACCUCAUUUAAACCAACUCCAACACUAAAGCCAGCGCAAACGUUUACGACCCGCAAUUUCGACAAUUACGAGUUUCCGACUUGCCAAAAUACCUGCUUUUGGAGUCUCGUGCAGCACAGCAAAUUGAUGUCUUCCAUCGGAAACAUCGUCACGACGUCGCCAAGAGGCACAGAUGUCAGCUCAACUCCUGUCGUACGCGUAUUGAGCAGCACGAUUAUCACCGGUGACUUGCUGAGUCCUACGCUCGCAAAUCAAGCUAGUGCACGUGCACCCAAAGGCAAACGAGAGAAAACUGGAAGCGAAGGUCAUCGGUCGGUUGGUAGCCGGACUCAGAAUGGCUCUUCUUCUGCCUCCUCCAACUCUGCAAACAAAACCGCAACACUGCAGCAAUCUUUGGAACGUCUAGGGAAAUCUGACCAAUCAUCUGACCUAGGUACAGAGGAGUCCAGGAACUUCUCCAGCACUGCUUCACUACCACGCUCGCGUACGAGACCUCGCGACGGCAAGAAGCGCCAUUCGAAGGAAUCCACCAAUCUCAGCAGUGAGCGUCUAUCAUCGGAUGUAAGGCAAAUUCUAGGCACUGACUUCUCGCUUUUUGGUCUACCAACUCCUUCACUUUCACCUUCGUUGAGCUCUAUGAGUGUUAUGAAAGGCACUCCUUCACGCGAACCAGUAGAUACUGACGUGCUUUCACCAACACCAUCCCUUCCUGCUUUCGUAUCUGCGCCCGAGUUGUUAACGUCUAGGUCCGGGAAAAAACCUAAUGUUACGCGUAGGGAAGCCUCCUCGUGUUGUCGAAGUCAAAACGCACUUCUACGGUAAGCAGCGCAACGAAUUGGACAAGGGCUGGCAAUAAACAAAGCACUCUGCACGAAAAUUCCCCGAUGACCGCAGUCUUGCCGUCGCUCUCACUCUCUCGAAUUGAGACUUCUCGUGCCACCAAAAGCCGCCGAAUUAUUCAAAAUGGAUACACCUCAGAAUGGAGGACCGUCAAGAAGGUUCCCUCAAAAAAGAACAACGCUCAUAACGGCACGACUACUUCGACCACCAAAACUUCCGUUACGUCGGUGUACGCUACGCAGCUUUACGAACUCAAAGAAACACCACGUUUACCAGAUAAUACGGCUCUGUCUGACUUAAGCGAAAGACAAAGGGCGUCGAUGAAGACAAAAAGCAUUGCCAACGCAACAUCAAGCAGUAAGACCUCACGCACGUCAUCCACAAAAACUUCGUCACGUUUAGGUAGAACGAAGACAUCCUCGAAGUCUUCCUCUUCUUCUCAUUCAACAACGCUCAGUACAAGGUACGUGACAUCUACUGUGCAACUAUCGAAACCUAACCGUGCCGUGCUGUCAACGAGCACUGUUAGCGUCUCUACAUCUGCCACCUAUCUGUCACCAUCCCCGAGGCCUUCGCUAGGUGCCGACAGAGUUCCUAAAGACAAAGUCGCCGCCACUCCCACAAGAGCACUUCCUACACAGGAAUACAACGAUAAGUCGCGCAAGCUUCAGCCUCUUUCUGUCACUGAUUAUUUCAUGACCCCCAGGUCACCAUCACCGUCGUACACACGCACCUCAUCUCUCCCGGCCACCCCUCUGACGUUCGGUUGCGGCUGGCACCGACUACAACGACGACACUGCCAAGAUCCGUCUCGGCGACAAGACAGGCAACAUUAGAAAAAUCAUUUUCCGGCAACAAUGAUCACGCAUAUGCCGAAGAUGAAGACGCUUACCUCCUCGAUGGCGGAUCAUACACCGCUACGCCCGCGUAAUGAGAGCUCUUCACAAAGUGACGUCAUUGGAAAUCAUUUACUCGAGCGAGCCGAGGACUCUGCAACGAUCACCCGAAAAAAACCCACGAAAAGCCUUCACGAUGAAGACCCGGGCUCACGUAAUCAACACGUGUCCCUGCCGGCGGCGGCCAUUCCCAUAGGUGCGACAGGAAACUCUAGCUACAAUUCCGACGUGUCUGACGACGAGCUUUCUGUGGAAGGACCCACAGCGCCUGACCCAACCAACGAGGCAACGGGACGCGAAUUCUCACGUCCCAUGCCUCUGUGGCCUUUCCUGGCACCGCUGUUGCUUUUGCUCUUCUGCCACCUGCUGUGUGGUGCUUAUUACGGCCUGAGAAACUACCGCCGCCACCAAUGCCACCACCACCACCACCCCCAAUGCCACCUACAUUCCACAGCUGGGGACAUCCAUCAUAUUAAUAUUAUAGUCUUCCUCUGUCCUUGUCUAUAUUUUUGCGCUGUUUUUACUUUCCAAGUCCCAACCUUCAUAAUAAAUAACAUGUGAAGAAAGGAGUGUAAAUGAUCCAAGAGUAGCCUGUUUUUAUUGUUUGAAUACUAGAUUAUAUCAAUUGCUCACUUAACCAUGAGUCGAUGCGCGUCCAAUGCGGGGAAAUGUCCAUGAACUGUCAUCAUGCGCAACGUAUGCACUGUUUGUGCUUUCAACGAAGAAGUACAGGAGAAACAAUGAAUGGCACAAAUAUUGCUAAAGCAGUGAACCUUAGAGAAGAGAGUGAGUAAAAUAUUGAUUCUUUUCCAUGGGUAUGGCUUACUUUAGAAACAGUAUUCGAGCAACGGAGUCCUCAAGAGUAAACACCACGAGAACGGGACUUCAAACAAAAAAGUGCUGGCGAUUACAUGUCCUCUUGUGUAGAGGUUAUCUCAUGAAGCAUCUUUCGUUCAGGUUAUGGUGGUUACCUAAACUCGUGAUGUCCUUCUGUACCCUUGCCUAGCUUGCUCUUUUUCUGCUCAACAGUCAGUGUUGAAUGAUUGGUUGUCCUCUUUCCUUCGUGCCAACAGAAUAAAUAUCUUGGUACAAUACAAGUGCUGAAAAGAAUUUAAUGUUAUGUCAAAACAUCUUAUCUAAGAGUGUACAGUUCAUUUCGACAUUCCUAUUUGUUCAGAUGCCCAAAUGUCUGCUGCAAGCUGUUCAAACGUUUGUGUAUUUACCUAGAUGCCUUGUUUACAGCACAGUGGCUAUUGUCGCGAAAAUUUAGUACUCAGCUUUCCGACAAGGAAGAAAACUUCGUUUAUGUUUUUUUGUUUUUGAUGAAUCUUGCAUCGCUGACUAUCUAUUACGAGUUUGUUCUCAGAAGCUUGAUAUGAUAUUUCAAAUCAUGAUGUCUAAAACAUCUGACAUUACCAAAAGUAUGCAAAAACAUUACAUAAUCACUUGCAAAAAACAUCUGCUUUGAAGUUUAGAACCAUGGCAAGGAGCUUCAAAAACUUUGCAUAAUAUUUCUUUUUGUAGAUGUCGUCACGUUCUUUCGAAGAAAAUCUGCAAAAGUGGGAAUUUUUUAGUAGCUUCAGUAGUCAUAAUCGUGCAAGAAACUGAAUAACAUUUUAUCAGUACAUAAUGUUCUCAUUAUCGCGAUCAUAUUUACUGCAUCUGUUACCAUCGCUGCAUUGUUUCUGUAAGCUUGUUUUUUUUCUGAUAGCUUAAACGAUUAAUAACAGUUCUAACAACGUGUAGCCUGCUCGUUGUACAGCCAUACUCUAGUGCCAAUUUGCCUUCUCUGGUCAUGUAUUAUGUGUUUAUUUUACUUCACAUUUCGUAAGCCAUCACCUUGCGAUUUAGAAAUAAGACAUGUGCCAUUUUUCGCGCACGUGAGUUCGUGUGUUAGAAAUGGUUGGUGCAUACGCUCUUUCUUGUGUAGACUUCUCACGGACUAUUGUAAGCGUUGCUUUCUCUUACUGAAUACAAGCUACACGUGUUCUCAGUACUGUAUCUUUUAUGCCUCUCGAGCGGGAAGUUUGUCACACUUGACACUUUGUACCACUUACGUUACUGCUAGGUUCUACGCAUGUACUUCUGCUUUUUGAGUAACCCAAAUUCUUCACAUUUCAGGUAUUCAUUGCAAGUGUCUUCAUUUUGACGAUAUUAACGGUUGAGAGGUUUCAUUGACAUUGAUGCAUCAUCUUUUACCUGUGGGACUCUUUGUAAGAGCGUUGUUCGAAUGAUUUUUGUGUGUUGUACAUACAGACAACGUAGGCGUUUGUGUUGCGCAUAUAUUGUGUAAUAAAUCCGGUGAAACAAA